AUGAGUAGCACAACAUUGUUUAAACGUACUGAAGUUAUUGGUAGAGGGAAAUUUGGAAUUGUUUAUAAAGGAUAUAAUAAACAAACCAAACAAGUUGUGGCCAUCAAAGUAUUGAACCUAGAUACUCAAGAAGACGAAGUAGCUGAUGUUCAACAAGAAAUUCAAUUUUUAGCUGAAUUGAAAAACGUCCCAAAUGUCACUCAUUAUUAUGGAUCGAUAUUAAAUGAUACCAAAUUAUGGAUUAUUAUGGAUUACUGUGCUGGAGGGUCUGUUAGGACCCUUUUGAAAGCAGGGGUUUUCGAAGAGAAAUAUAUCGGUGUUAUUGCAAGAGAAUUAUUGAUAGGUUUAUCAGCAGUUCAUAAAAUGGGAGUUAUACAUAGAGAUUUGAAAGCUGCAAACGUAUUGAUAUCGAAAGAAGGUAAUGUGCAAUUAUGUGAUUUUGGUGUUGCAGCCAAAAUAUCUUCCAACUCUUUAAAAAGAACUACUAUGGCUGGUACUCCUUAUUGGAUGGCUCCUGAAGUUAUCAGGGAAGGUGACACUUAUAAUUCUAAAGCCGACAUAUGGUCUUUGGGUAUAACAUUAUAUGAGACUGCUACUGGUGAUCCUCCUUAUAGUGAUAAAGAUGCCAUGUGGGCUAUGCAAAUGAUUUCCAAACUGACCCCUCCAAGAUUAGAGGGACGAGAUUAUUCCCCAAAUUUAAAAGAAGCUAUAGCUCUCUGUUUGGAUGAAAAUCCUGAAGAAAGACCACUGGCUGAUGAUUUACUUAAAUGUAAGUUAAUCAGAUUCUACAAGAAUCAUUCAACUAGUAUUUUGAAAGAAGUGAUUACUAAAUAUUUACUUUGGAGAGAUAGUAAUAAUAAAAGAAGAGAUUCUAUUGCAUUCAUAAGUUUAGAAAAUGAUAUAGGUCAAGAAAAUGAAACCAAUUUGGAAGGUGAUAAUAUUCAAGUGAAAUGGGAUUUUGAUUCUUUAAGUUCAAGAGAAUAUAUCAUUGAAAAUGAUAUUGAUAUCAAUCAAGUUGAAGAUAAAUUUGAUGCAACAUAUGAUAUGAAUGAUGGUGAUCAUUAUCAAACCCAACCCACAUUGAAACCUGGAGCUUUUAACGAUAAUACUGUAGGGAAUACUUUUGGUAAAACAUCGUCCAAUAAUAAUACCAUUACUAAUAGUCAAAGUAACCCAAACAUUCCCAAAUCUUUACAGAGUUUAUUCGAGGAAAGCCCUGAAAUAGAAGCAUCCCACCCAAAUGACAUUCCUCAUAAUUUUGAUCUACCACCACCAGGAAUAGGUACUUUGAAUGAAUCUAGAACUGAAAGUUCACCUACAAUUGAAAUUCCUGAUAUUGACGAACUACCAAAUUUAACAUCAGUGGCUUCAUUAAAUACCAAUUCUAGUCAACCACAUUUAUCUAAACCUCCAACAUUAUAUCAUUCACAAUCUGCAUCAGGAAAUCUUGAAACUAGAUUUAACAGUUCUAGUUCUUUGGGAUCUUCUACUUUGAAUACUCAUAAUAAUCGUCCGAGGAAAAAGACCAUUUCCAAUUCAUAUGGAUCUGUAUCUUCAUCACAAUUGACUAGUUCAAAUAGUAAUACCGCUCAUAGUACAUUGAAUACAACUAGUAAUCAAUUUGCAACUCCACAUACUCCACCAUAUUCAAACAAUUCCACCACAUCACCAUCCCCCAAACCCCCAUCUACCACCACUUUUGCAUCCAAUACCAAUUCUCCAUCGAAAUCCAUGAAAGCUUUACAAACCACUUCCAACCCUUUACUUCAACCGAUAAAUUUUAAGUCUCAAGAAACUAAUCAUCCUCCAGCUAAUGAUGGAAAGUCCAAAAUGAGACCUCGUCCAGGCCUUCAUAUUCAAAUGCCUACCCCGAAUAACGCUUCGUCCCUUUCAGCAUUAACCAAUAAUCAAUUCGAAGAACCUGAAAUCAAUCAAUUUGGUGUUAAACCUGCUCAAGUUGGUAAUCUUUCAAUGACACCAGUUACAGAGAAAGAUUCUUUUAUCGAAGGGUCUAAUCCCCCAACAGAGGAAAAGAAUACCACCCCUCAAUUUAGAGAACGUGCAUCUUCAUUAUCGACUCAAAGAACUCAUUUACCUCAAAGGAAAAUGACUGCCCCUUCAAUUCAAACACCCAAUAGUUUAUCCAUACCUAAACAGUUAACCUCCAGUUUAUCACCUUCAAAUUUUCAAAAAGUUAAAUUUCCCACCAUCCCCAACAUAAAUACUGACAUGUUCUCAGAUUCCACCCCUAAACAGAAGUUAGUGUCGGAAUUGGACUCCAUGAUCAAACUUUUUAACGUUGGUUUGGAGGCUCUAGAAGAAAAAAUUUAA
Molecule: messenger RNA, 2331 nt
Organism: Yamadazyma jaroonii
Lineage: Eukaryota; Fungi; Ascomycota; Pichiomycetes; Serinales; Debaryomycetaceae
Source: the annotation of a GenBank genome assembly